ACAAAGGUCUCCGCUACGCGCGUAUGUAUAUAUGUACGUACACAUGCCGUAUCGUACAUCAUCGGUAGCGAGCGCGAUACCGAUGAUGUCGGGGCGGUGAGGAGCAUUCCUCAGGAGUGAGGAUAAGCGCACGAGGAUAAAAACGAAAUGGAUCGGUGGCACGCGCUGUGAUUGGUCGCCGCCCCGGUGGUCGUCACUUACCCCGAAAAUCGGCCCGAAUUCCGGGAAACGGUACCGAGGCCUUUGACGCCCCGCGUCCCCCUCCGGGGUAACUCCCCUUUUACUUGUUACCACCGCCAUAUUUUGUUUACACCGCGCACACCGCGCCGCACACCGUCGGUCGAUCGCCCGAUCGCUUGCUCGCGCGGAUUACAACGACAGGUUACAGCGCUGCCGCCGAUCGAGUUGGACGGCAGCAGCGGCGAGGACGAGGACCAGGCCCGGGACGAAGAGACAGAGAUUCAUCGGCGGGACCAGGACCAGGCCCCGCGACACCACACCACCGUCUCGAUAAUUCUGAUAGAUCCGACACAGUGCCAUCGUCGUCGUGCAGCGUCGCAACGUGGUGAGGCAGGCGGAGGUCGUGGCGGAUACGUCGCUCGUCGAACGGCAGGAUGAGGCCCGACGAGAUGGUGGUGAACAACGGCGAACCACGGCGGGCGGCGGAAACGAUGUCGGAGACAUCGGAGGGCACUGCGACCACCAGCGUGUCCGGCAAAUCCGGCUUCGAGAGUCGCGAGGAGCUGCGUGACCUCGCAGCCCUGUUGGGUAUCAACGACCCCGAGGAUCUGCAUCAGGAACGCUUCCGUGUGGACCGUCGCAAGCUGGAGCAAAUGCUUCUCGGUGAUGUCAAACCAGCUGAUACUUUCUUCCACAAUGUUAUGGAGAGAACAAACACCAUUGUUACAUGGCCAUCAAGACUGAAAAUCGGCGCAAAGUCAAAGAAAGAUCCGCAUAUAAAAGUCGCAGGACGACUAGAUGAUGUACGAUCAGCAAAGGAGAAGAUAAUGGAAAUUUUAGACACACGGCAAAGUAACAGAGUAACCAUGAAGCUGGAUGUUAGUUACACCGAUCAUUCGCAUAUCAUCGGCAAAGGUGGUCUGACGAUUAAACGAGUGAUGGAGGAAACUGGUUGCCACAUCCAUUUCCCAGACAGCAAUCGCAGUAAUCACCAAGAUAAGAGCAAUCAAGUCUCCAUUGCUGGCGAGAUGGAGAGCGUUGAACGCGCUCGCGCUCGUGUUAGGAACCUGACACCACUGAUCUUUUCCUUUGAGCUGCCUAUAAUGGGCGCUUCGCAGAGCAUGCCAGACUGCACUUCGCCGUACGUGGUGAAGAUACAAGAUAAGUUCAAUGUUCAGGUGAUGUUUCGUACAAGACCGAAGCUGCACGCUACCCUAGUAGUUGUCAAAGGAUGCGAGUGGGAAGUUUCUCAAGUCAAAGAAGCGACACAAUUACUGAUUCGUCAUAUGUGCAAAAAUCUAGCUAGUCAAAUCCAAGUACAAAUGUCGAUGGAGAUCUCACCUCAACACCAUAGCAUCGUCUUAGGGAAACAGAGUAGCAAUUUGAAGAUGAUUAUGCAACGUACUGCCACGCAGAUUAUGUUUCCUGAUGCCGGCGAUCCGAAUAUACCUAGCCUCAAGAAAAGCAAUGUUACUAUUACUGGCGAUAUACAUAAUGUAUAUUUGGCUAGACAACAAUUAGUAGGCUCGUUGCCACUGGUACUUAUGUUCGAUCUGCCAGAAGAUUCUAUGACUGCUUCAGUGGAUGCGGAAAAGAUCUCCCAGCUAAUGCAGUCUUUGGACGUGUUUAUCAACGUACGUCAUAAGCCGAAACAGAGUACACUCUCUGUCAUUAUCAAGGGAAUCGAGAGAAAGGCCAGUAAUAUUUACCAGGCGCGGAAACAAUUGCUGGGACUGGACGAGCCCAUAGUAACCGCUGAAAUACCGGUUACUUAUCACAUUCCGAAUGCUGGCAAUAUUUUCCAGAGCAGUUCCAAUAACGAUAGCUCCAACAACAACUUGAUUAGCGGCGUACAGGAAAAUUUCUCGAGCAUAUUAAAUGUAAACACGCAAAAUUCGUCGUAUUGCGUAUCGCCGAUUUCGCACUCACCGAAUUCUCUGGGUCUGUCGCCACAUUGGGGCCUUACUCAUCAUUAUGUUUCGUCACUGUGUCCGUAUCCUUACUCUCACAUAAAUCAUCUGCUGACGACACAACACAUGCUACACAACAAUAUAAUGGGAACUUCUCACGGACCCCAUGGAUUAUCGAACCACGUGAUGCCUCCCGGUCCUCCCGGUAUUGGAGCAUUUCAUCAUAACAAUGUACCGACCAACUUUUCCGGUAUCCACGGUCUGAACGCCAAUUCGUUAAUGGAUAGCAAAGAUGGUGGCAGUGCUUAUUCUUCGCUAAGUAGCGUUUCUAGUUCUUUAUCUAGUCCUGCUAUUAGUCCUCGUAACAUCUCACCAGUCAAUCCUACGGAUACUAAUACUAACUUAGCGGAUCUAUCUAGCAUGUUGUCCGAUUUACCGGUUACCGAUCGACGUGCACCUGGUUGUGAGAAGAAAUCGCUUGAGAUGGCUGCGCAGCAGAAUCUCACGCCCUUCGAUUAUGAGCAGAAGAAACUAUUGGCUACAAAGGCAAUGCAGAAUAAAUCAAACACCAACGAUUUCCGCGUACCAACGUCUGCUUGGUCUGGUUAUGGUCUUAGCCAAAGUAUUCCGCCAAUAACUACGAGUGACUUAAGCAAGGAGCUGACGUCACAUCCUUCAGAUUUAUGGAAAGAACCGACCACGCCGGUGGUGUUCAGUACCGAGAUGGAUUUCGGUAGUAUUAUCUCGAGCAAGGAUCGUGUUGGACAGAUCGGGAUGGCCUCAAAUUAUAUGGAUCAUACGCCGACUUCCCAUUUGAAUAAAAUUACAUCGUCCCAUCGUUUCAAUGAUCUGGGCAGUAUGUUGACUAGUAUCGGCUUGGAGAAAUAUAUACGCCUGUUCACGUCUCACGAGGUGGACAUGGCCACGUUUCCAUCCUUGACAGAGAAGGAUCUUUGUGAAAUUGGAAUUGGCGCUUGGGGUGCAAGGCGCAAAAUAAUGCUAUUAAUAUCUGAAAUGAACAAACGAACUAGUCCGUUCUCUGGAAGUGCUGCGCCCGGCGCUGAACGGAAGGCAUCCUCGUCGUCGGCGCCAACGUCGGCGAUUGGGAAAUGUAAUUUGGACACUAAAUGGUAAAAGAAAAAUAAUCGCGUGUAUGUUAUCCGUCCCGAACGUAAUGGCGUGUCAGCACUAUCAAGACCCGAUUUCAAAGAUCCGUUGCACACCAAUUGUAAUUAUGGAAACAGAUAUACAUACGUACUUAAUAAUGUUGAUCGUGUGCGUAAUUGUGGGGACCAUUACGCCGUUAUACUGAUCGUUCGGACGGAAUAAACGUGGAUUUACGGAAAACUAAAAAGGGCUAUGUCGGCUAUUCAGCUCGUGAGAAUUCGACAGAUGCGGUACGAAUAGCCAAAUAAUUUGCAUGUUGAUGAUUUGAAGUUACUUAAAUAUCAGGAGAAAGUUAUUUUUGCCGAGAACUGGCUGUAUUAUUUUUUUUCCUCAUUUUUUUUCGCUGUUCUCGGCGCGCGGCCGAAAGGUGCCUUAGGAUUUAGGGUAGUCGUUAUUAUUUUCGCAGUCUUUGUUCGUUAGCUAAGAUGGACAUUCGCGUCGCAAUCGUUCCGUUCUUGUUAAUAAAUUUUUCUACAUGAGUACUAACGAUAUAAUCGAUUUCAAUUAAUAAAACAAACAAAACGCGUCAGUUGCGUGGCGAAAAAAAAAUCAUGUGAAAUUAUAUUUGAAACUUUUGCGAAACGUCGACGCGGGUGUCCUCUUUAUUAUAUCGUGGUUCGCUUGAUGACCGGAUGAUCAGUACGUGUGAGUGAAUGUGCGUAUGUGUGCAUGAAAUGCGUAUCGGGCAUAAAUGUUUCGAGUAAAAUCUAAAAAAAAAAAAAAUCAAAAAGGAG
Acromyrmex echinatior (Panamanian leafcutter ant) is the source of this 3991-nucleotide messenger RNA. It is a transcript of the gene BicC, whose product is annotated as protein bicaudal C. Gene Ontology annotation, cellular component: cytoplasm. NCBI's taxonomy places the organism in Eukaryota, Metazoa, Arthropoda, Insecta, Hymenoptera, Formicidae. Gene Ontology annotation, molecular function: RNA binding; protein binding. The record is from RefSeq and is a predicted model, not a curated record.